AACGCUGAUGAUCUUUGUCCCAAAUGCCGCAAUUUCUAUUGUGUCACAUAUUGCUAUACUUAUGAUUUAGUCUAUUUUUAUGUUUCCGACAUGUAUUCUACACCCAAACACACGUCUCGCGAUGGCUACACUCAAGUGAUUCAAAACCGCUUUGCGAAUCGACUCCUCCGAAUCGUUCUAAAGAACCGGCUAACACGAGAACAUCAUCUGCCUUCUUUUUUUGGUUCAUUAACCUCAACUUCUUCACAGCGCGGCGCGUCGGUCGCUUCUCACGGGAUGCUUUAGGUAGAUUUUAGACACAGUAUCAUAGACAUGCGUUUGUGAAUAUAUCACAUGCUGGAUGAUAUACUGUAUAUACGCAGGUUCAUUUGAGUGUAGUAUUCAUUUGGGGAUUUUUAUUUCUACUUGUUUUCUAUAUCCGACCCACACAUGGACAUACCGCGGGAUCAUGUCUGCUGUAAACCUCUAGACAUGAGAUGAAACCCAGAGGAGAUGUUAUGUAUACUAAAUAACGAAAAGGAGAGGACGCGCUAUUUUGGCACAUGAAUUGGACACCCAUCACAUGCGCGGAAUAUAAACAGGCGAAUCGACACUGGUUAUGCUUUUUAUCAACCUUUCAUUUCAGGGUUGCACAGAAUGGUUAAAUUGUAAGCCAUCAGUUUACAUUGAGAAUAUAGGAACUGUUAAGCAGGCAUGCUGAUUGAUAUAGCGUAUUGUGCAAUGGAUUUUGUAACCACACUGUAAGGGAAGUGUUGUAGUGAAUAUUAUAUACAGAGAAGGUUUCUUGUUAUGGGCUGUUUAAGCAGAUGAUGGUGGUACUCUAAAGCUACACCCCAAUGGCUGACAUUGGCAUAUAUGCAGUAUAGGAUAUAAAAUAAUCUCUUUUCUCUUGGCAUUAGGGUUAAUGUUGGAAUCUGUAUUGUUUGGUAUAAUUUGUUAAUUAGCAUUAGUCGUUUAUAAGUCUUAAUUUAGAAGACAAGAAAAGACCGGAUACUUCAGAGACCAUAAUCAGCUUAAGGUUUACAGCAGCUGUAGCUGGUGGCACUUUUGCAUUGUGCAUUGCAUUGUUAUUAUAGUAGUUUUUCUAAUAUAAUGGACCCCAAUCACAUGGAUGAUGGUUCCUCCAGCGAUGGCAUGGAGAUGGAGAGCAUGCCUGGCUACGUGGAGCUCAUCACUAGAGCAUGUUCAGUCAUGUUCAGUGCCUUUAGAGACUGUGAAGACUGCGGGCUGGAGCUGUCCAGAAGAACCUUGCUGGAUCAUGCAUACAUAACCUGGAUGGAGAUCUUCAUGUUCAUCAUGUGUGCGGUCAUGUGGACGAAGGUGCGCAGGGGACUGACCGUGUACAUCUUUGAGCCUUUUGCACAAUGGUGUUGUAUCCAACCAAAGGAUGUCUCAAAGAUGCCGGAGAGUGCUUGGAAGCUGGUCUUCUACACAAUGUCAUGGUCAUACAGCACCUACCUUUUGUUUUUCACUAACUACUCCUUCUUUCAAAACCCCCCAUCUGUGUUUUACGACUGGAAGAGUGGGAUGUCAGUUCCCACUGAUAUCACAAUAGCUUACCUAAUCCAGGGCAGCUUCUACGGCCAUUCCAUAUAUGCCACCAUUUACAUGGACGCCUGGAGGAAGGACUCCCUCGUCAUGGUGGUGCAUCACUUUAUCACUCUGGCCCUGAUCACAUUCUCCUAUGCCUUCAGAUACCACAACAUUGGCAUUCUCGUCCUCUUUCUUCAUGACAUCAAUGACAUUCAGUUGGAAUUCACCAAGAUCAACGUUUACUUCAAGACCCGGGGAGGGAAAGAGUACCUCAUCAAUGAUGUUCUGUCCAACAUGGGGGCUAUUAGUUUUAGCAUCACAUGGUUUUGGUUCCGUUUGUACUGGUUCCCUCUCAAAGUUCUGUGGGCCUCCUGUGUCACCAGUAUCCAGUCGGUUCCCCACAUCCCUUUCUACUUUUUCUUCAACAUACUCCUGUUUGCCCUGCUUCUCAUGAACAUCUACUGGUUCCUGUUCAUUGUGCUGUUUGUGGUGAAGGCCCUGACGGGCCAGAUGACGGAGGUAAAUGAUGUCCGGGAGUACGAGGAUGAGGACCUAAAAGAGAAAAAAGACACUAAUGAUCAGAUGUCUACUGAAGGGAAACACGUGCAGAACGGCAUCACCAAGAAGAAACAUCUAUAAUGUCUAGGUGCUGCCACCUGCAGGCACUUAAUGAUGACUGCAAGGUACUUAUGCGAACUAGUUUGAUUCUAACCUCAGAAUGCCAAGGUGCUUGGACAGUCAUGAGAAGAAAUAAUAUUGACCAUUUGCAUUUUACCUUGAUUAUUAUAAUUGUAACUGAUAUUAUAAUUGUAAUCAUAGCACUGUGAAUGUUAUUUGUUAUCUGUCUUGUGUAAUGUAUUUUAAUUUUUUUUUUAAGUUAAAUGAGUGACCUCUCACUAAUUGUUAAUCGGGAACUUACGGCGGGAGUGAUAUCUCUGCCGGUGAGAAACAAACCCAUGCAUUUUAGAGAAUGCCGGAAACCAUGAUAAACAGGUUUUGUGGUCAUCAUUUGGGACCACAGUUUGUUUUCGAUUUAGACCACUGUUUUUUGCUGUUCUGAUGUAUUUUUCAUUCCACGAGUGAAAGAAUUGAAGAGUUAAUACGUAACUUGUGGUAUGUGAGUACUAGUGGAGUGGUUCUCAAAUAGUGGGUCGAAGGUCUGAUCUGAAAAGCAAAGGAAAUGGAAACGUUAGAAGUGUAUAAUGUUAAAUGCAAAUGAUAAAUGCCCUAAAAUAGUUAAGGCAGUAUAUGUAACAAAUUCUUACCAUAUCUUUUGGUGUUGGCAUCAAAGGGCAGGUUGUGCAUCAAAUCACACUCAAUGAUAUUUCGGCAGAAAUUCAUUAAAAUGUAUAUUAUUAGUAACUAGUCAAAUUGGGACAUAUGCCAGUCUCUUGAAAACCAUGAAGAAAAUCUUGCAUGGUAAAAACUUAAAAACAACCAUUCAGAAUACAGGUAUACAAGAAUAAACAGUUUGUGCAGAAGUCAUGUUAGAUAUUCUGCAUGUUGCAUAUUUAAAUGUUGCAAUUUUAUUUUUCUGACCUUACUGGCUUUGAUAUUUUAUCUUGUUUAAAGUAAAAACUUUUUAAAGAAAAAAAAUACAGUUUUCAGAAAACAAGACUUCUUAUUUUGUCAUUUAAUGUACCAUCAUUUAAUAAAGUUUUUAGACAUGUACUGGAAAACAAGAAAAAAAUAUCCACCACUUUCGCAGUGCGGCCUUGUAAUAUUAAUACAUUUCAAGUUUAAAUAAUUUACAAAAACAAUAUAAAAUCAAUAUCCUAAAGAAAAACCAGUUGAGAGCCACUGUACUAGUUAAAGUUGUCUACUAACACCCUACGCAGGGUUACAACCACAAAUUAGCCUGACUCGCAUCAACCAAAAUCGCAUUUGUACAGUAUUACCAUUUUUGAAUGUACAAGGGAAUCACUUUCAAUGUUUGGAUUACCAAAUACUGCUUGCAUUCCCCUCAUAGAUUUUUCUUCUUCUUCCCCUGCUAGCAACCGUUGCAGUAAUGGCGCAAUCUAAGCUAGCUUCUGAUUGGCUAAACACUUUACACUCAGACGCUAUAUCGUGUUUGUUUUGCAUAAAUAUGGAUCUAAAACUUAGCAGUAGGUGAUCGUGGAUGCUUAUUCAGUCCGACAUUUUUGCUGUACUCAAAUUAAAGUAUUUAUGCAGAUGUUGUAUUCAGGAACGCAUGAUAUCUGAGAAUAUGCUUUAUGAAGAAAUCUUACGACAAAAGACGAAAUGGAACCGAUAUCAUCUGUCGUGACAUAUUGAUAACUCCAAAACUAACACAAUACUUGAAUAGAUUAUUUGCCUACUGUAUCAAAAGUUCAUAAUCUUCACGCACAAACACACGUCGCUGUAGUCAUGUCUUCCGCUCGUGUUGCUAUUUUUGGAUGCUUUGUUUUUGCGCGAAAUAUUCCUUAACGCAAUUCGUUUUUUUCGAUGUACACGUCCAUUAUUUAUACAGCAGCCGUGUACUAUGGUACUCUCGAACGAGUUUAGUCAGUUUCUGGUCUGUAGUCAUAUUUUUACCCGUCACUGUCAAAUCACUGGACAAAAACAUUGCCGUUAAAUACAGCUGUGGCUAGAUGGUAACCCUCAUUCUGUGAAACUUUUCCAGCGUUUGCCUGGAGUCAAAAUUCAGGUUACCAAAUAGCAAUACACUCCAUGAAAAAUCAUUGUUUUUUAUUCAUAGUGGAAAUCAUUUGAUCACAUUGAGGAUAUAAUCAAAAUGUGUUAAUUUUCUAGAAAAGUGCCAAAAACAAAUAUCAAACCCCCGGUAAAUGUAAAGUUUGAGGUGUUUUCGCCUGGGGUGUUUUGCUGUAUCUGGGUUAUAAAAUGUUAUUUAAUUGAAAUUGCACUAAUUUCGCCUGUAUAAAAUAUAUUUUAAAAAUAGUUAACUAGGGGAUUUAUACAGAUUAAUUUAACAUUGAAAAAAAUGUAUUUAAACAUUUUUCUUGGAUCAUUUAUUGACUCUUUUCCUUGAUUUUGAUCUGACCAAUAGGAGUAACCCGGUAUUAUCUCAUUUGUAAUAGAACAAUUUUAAUAAUUCCAGUUGAAUUAGUGAAUUGCAACCAACUGUGUUGUCAUGCUUUUUGUUUUCCAUUUAAUAAAAACUGUUCAAAGAAAA
Messenger RNA from Cyprinus carpio (common carp), 4666 nucleotides. RefSeq names its product ceramide synthase 1 (gene cers1). NCBI's taxonomy places the organism in Eukaryota, Metazoa, Chordata, Actinopteri, Cypriniformes, Cyprinidae. Gene Ontology annotation, cellular component: membrane. Gene Ontology annotation, molecular function: sphingosine N-acyltransferase activity. The record is from RefSeq and is a predicted model, not a curated record. Gene Ontology annotation, biological process: ceramide biosynthetic process.